AGGCGCCGCAGGAAGCACCGUGCCCCGCCCCUGUGCCCUCAGGUCUCCCUCGCCCCCAGGCCCCGCGGGCGCCGGGCUCUGCGCGCUGGGAAGGAGCGGCGGCGGCGGCGGCGGGAACCCUGAUUGCUGUCCUGCAACACAUUCAUUAUGAAGUUAUUAGUAAUACUUUUAUUUUCUGGACUUAUACCUGGUUGUAGAGGUAACUCUUCCUAUAAUUUGCCACCCAAGUUACUACUGGUAUCCUUUGAUGGCUUCAGAGCCGACUAUCUACAGAACUAUGAAUUUCCACAUCUCCAGAAUUUUAUCAAAGAAGGUGUCUUGGUAGAGCACGUUAAAAAUGUUUUUAUCACAAAGACGUUUCCAAACCACUACAGUAUUGUGACAGGCUUGUAUGAAGAAAGCCAUGGCAUUGUGGCUAAUUCUAUGUAUGAUGUGAUGACCAAGAAACAUUUUUCUGACUUUGAUGACAAGGAUCCUUUUUGGUGGAAUGAGGCAGUACCUAUUUGGGUGACCAAUCAGCUUCAGGGAAACAGAUCAAGUGCUGCUGCUAUGUGGCCUGGUACCGAUGUGCCCAUUCACAAUACCACACCUUGCUACUUUAUGAAUUAUAGCUCCUCGGUGUCAUUUGAGGAGAGACUAAAUAACGUUACCACGUGGCUGAGCAAUGCGAACCCACCGGUCACCUUUGCAACACUCUAUUGGGAAGAACCAGAUGCAAGUGGCCACAAAUAUGGACCCGAAGAUAAAGAAAACAUGCACAGAGUGUUGAAAGAAAUAGAUGACCUUAUCGGUGACCUCGUCCACAAACUCAAGAUGUCAGGACUGUGGGAAAAUCUUAAUGUCAUCAUUACAAGUGAUCAUGGCAUGACCCAGUGUUCUCAGGACAGACUGAUAAACUUGGAUUCCUGCAUCAGUCGUUCAGACUACACUCUUAUAGAUUGGACCCCAGUUGCUGCCAUACUUCCCAAAAUAAAUAGAACUGAGGUUUAUAACAAGCUGAAAAAAUGUCACCCUCACAUGAAUGUUUACCUCAAAGAAGAGAUUCCUGCUAGAUUUCAUUACCAACAUAAUGAUCGAAUUCAGCCUAUUAUUUUGGUUGCUGAUGAAGGCUGGACAAUUGUGCAAAAUAAAUCAUUACCAAAACUAGGUGACCAUGGUUAUGAUAAUUCUUUGCCUAGUAUGCAUCCGUUUCUAGCUGCCCACGGCCCUGCAUUUCACAAAGGCUACAAACACAGCACAAUUCACAUUGUGGAUAUUUAUCCAAUGAUGUGCCAUAUCCUGGGAUUAAAGCCACAUCCCAAUAAUGGAACCUUUGGUCAUACUAAGUGUUUGUUAGUUGACCAGUGGUGCAUUAACCUCCCAGAAGCCAUUGGAAUUGUUAUUGGUGCACUCUUGGUCUUAACCACUCUAACGUGCCUCAUAAUAAUCAUGCAGAAUAGACUCGCUGUACCCCAUACGUUUUCCCGACUUCAGCUACAAGAAGAUGAUGAUGAUCCUUUAAUUGGGUAACAUGUGCUGAGGUUUAUACAAAAUGUCUUUGGUUAGUCACAGAACUAAGGGUACACCCAAGGAAUGGUGUUAUAACUAUGGAAAAGUAUACUUUGGAAGACAAAGAACUUAGACCCAGCAUGCUAAAAUUAUUUUGUUUUGUUUUGGUGCAUUAGCUAAUAGAAAAAACUCUGACCAUAGUAAAAAUUGCUAGUAAAUCAUUAGUUAACACCAACUAUUUCUCUGACUAGAAAUGUUUUUUAAGAAAAAUACUGCCUCUGCCUUUUUUUCUUUCUGCAAUGAAGAUUUGACACAUCUUCAGAUAAAAUAUACCAAAAUUUAGUAGGCAUGCUUUUCUAAUAAAUUUUUAUAUUUGUAAGUGAAACAAUAGAAAUCUUUAUGCAAUUAGUGGAUUUUGCCUAUCAGGGAGGGAAAGUUUCCUAUAUUUUUAUAUUUACCUUUAAUAGAGUUUGGGCAAAAAAGGAGGAUUGGCAUUGGAUGUUAGCUCAGGGCUGGUCUUCCUCACAAAAAAGAAAAAAUAGAGUUUGUAUCCCAAGUAAACCCUGGAGGUAGGAAAUUCUCUGUGAUGGUUAAUAAAAUGUAUUAACCAGGCUGAAAAGAUCUAGCAUAUGAACAAAUUAUUUUAAGAAAAGCUAUUAUAAAAAACAAAGACCAUGUGAUACAAAGCUUGAGUCUUCACCAUUGUGUCUUUCUUAAGACCCUUAAGCUGUUGAAGUUUCAAAAGUCUUAUGUUUUGAAGAUUAUUGCUAAUAAGAAAUUAAGAAAAGAGAGAAAAGUACUUUUCUCUGUGCUUAAUGACUUUGUGUAAGUUAUUUAGUUGUGCAUGCGUGUGUGUGCAGACUUGACGCGACUUAUAGGAGGAAGUCAGAGGUGGACUGGACUGUAGGCAGGAUUCCCCAUUCACAUUGAACACGGCUCUCAGGAAAGGUUGUAUUUGCACUUCAUAUUUAUUUUCUUCUGACUCACAAGUUAAAAUCAUAAUUUUUAAAAAUUCAGUAAUUUUUGUUACCAUUUUUAACUUUCUCGUGUUGUUUAUUGUAACCAAAGGUGUUGCAGAAAAAUUUAUUACCUGAAUACAUAUCUGGUUUUGAUUGGGUCGGAAUGAGGAAGAGAGAUUUUUGUAUUUACUGUUGGGACUUUUAUGCCUUACAGGCAAUAGAGUAGUUAAAUUUAAAAUGGAAUUUAGUAUCUUUUGAUCUUUUAUGUUAUUCAUGUAUUAAGUGGCAGAAUAAACUUGGAGCAUUCUGUUAAUAUUCGGUAGCCUGGGUGCUGCCUCUUUUUCUCCAGUAUUUGGUUCAUAGAAAUAAUCACUCUGCUCAUAUUUUUUUAAACAUAUGUGUUCAGACCUAAGGAUUUGUUGUGAAGAACUGUCACCCUACCUUUGCUAGGUGGUACCUUCUAGUAAUCAAACUUAAUGUGAUGAACCUGAGUUGCCGCAGACUAGAUUGUAUCUUAGAGGAAAAAUGGGGCUCAAGAACCAUUUAUCAGGACCUGAGGCAAGCAAUUAAUAGUGUGAUCUUUAAAGUGUUGACAAUAUAAAAUAAACUAGGUAACUGUUUUGCAGAUACAAAAUAAUCUACAGUAAAUAUGCAGUCCUGUUAAAUGUUAUUUAACUAAUAGUAAGGAACAGUGGUGCCAGUCAUCAAACGUACCAUUCACCCUAUUUGGUCACUGCCGAUUUCCUGACCCUGGUAUUUAGUGCCUGUUGUAUUUGGGGUUCUUGAGAAGCAUUUCCACACCCUGCAUAAAUAGUCCAUGCUAUUGGUCAUAAAUUGACUGUUUUAAAGAAUAGCGUAAUAAGUGAAAUAAAACCAAUAGGACUAAUUUUGCUUUUUGACAAAUUUCUGAUUUUUUUUCCUCGCAUAAAAGUUAACCUAAAGGUUAAUAGUUGCUCUGAAGGAAAUAAUAGAAAAAUUUCUUUCUACUUCAUUUAAAAACAAAAACAAAAGGAAUAGAAUAGUCACCUUUAAAACAGUGGACAUUUUUUGGAGUGUCUAAGACAAUAUAGCAGGAUACCUUAUACUAGUUGAGUCAGAGCUUGGUCCUUGCAAUGGUGUUGUCUUAGUGAGUGCGUUAGCUCGAUCGCUGGUUGUGAGUUUCAGAAAUCUAUACGUGGCAUCCAGCCUGUGAGUGGAGUUUGUAUAGGGUGGAAUAGGAAGGGAAGCCUGGUCAGUGUUUUAACCCUUUGAACAAAAGACGUUUACCUGUUUGUCUGGGCUUUCAUUCCAUUCUCAAAAUAUUAACUCUAAUGAGAAUUGUAAAUUUUUAAUGUAUAUGUUGAUGGGAGAAGUACAGUAUUUAUUUAAUCAAAGAUGUUUAUAUAUUAUUAUAUUGAAUUUUGUGUUAAUUCAUUUGUAUCUUUAAAAAAUCAUCCCUGUAGAGCCAAGCCUCCUCUAGUACACUGAGAAGCCUUUGAAUGAAGCCAGCUAGCCUUUUACAUUAAGGUUUUGGUGCAUAUUUUGUUAAGUAGUUGACUAGUAUGCUGCUAUGUUGUCUGGGUGGUAGACAGUAUAUGGCUCUGGAAACAUUUAACUGUUUAUGACACCAAUACUCAAAGGUAAUAGGAAAACUUUUUAUUCAAUGUUUUUUGUUAAGUCAGUGAGUGAAUUCAGAAUAAGGACAUUUUUACUUAUAACAUAGGGAUAGUCCUGCUGCUGUUAUUAAUGUGUGAGUUCUUCUGGUAAACAGCAGUAGAAUAAAAAUGAUUUCAAUGCUCUGUACUAUAGGCUUUGUGUUAUUGUUCCAUUAAGCUUGGUGUAAGAAUUUAAGGAUAAAUUUUUGUAACAUUAAAGGAUUAAAAAUGCCUGUGCAUUUUUCUUGGCUGUCUCUCUCUCUUGCCCAUAUUUGGUAAGCUUUAAAGAUGAUUACAUUUAAUUCUUUUUAUUUGGAGGGUUUUACUUCAUUGUGUAUAUGUAAAGCUACAAAUGAAGGACAAACAUGAGAUGGAAAGUGUGUAUUUAUUGUCAGUUCUUUAAAUAGUGUGUAAAUAAAAUGACAUGAGUGUGCUUUAAAGACAUUUGUAUGUAGUGCCUUAAGUUAAAUAUAUUUUGACUAUACUGUUUGAAUUCAUGGUUAACAACUUUGCUUAUGAUGAAAAAAUUUUAUGUGAAUAAAAUCUACCAAAACAUUUUUACUGUAAUUAUUAAA
This is a messenger RNA of Diceros bicornis minor, 4656 nucleotides long. RefSeq names its product ectonucleotide pyrophosphatase/phosphodiesterase 4 (gene ENPP4). The record is from RefSeq and is a predicted model, not a curated record. The transcript is spliced from 4 exons. The coding region runs from base 148 to 1509 and encodes 453 amino acids. Lineage: Eukaryota; Metazoa; Chordata; Mammalia; Perissodactyla; Rhinocerotidae.